This is a messenger RNA of Exophiala dermatitidis NIH/UT8656, 1668 nucleotides long. Its product is annotated as phosphoenolpyruvate carboxykinase [ATP]. Gene Ontology annotation, biological process: gluconeogenesis. NCBI's taxonomy places the organism in Eukaryota, Fungi, Ascomycota, Eurotiomycetes, Chaetothyriales, Herpotrichiellaceae. The transcript has 3 exons. The record is from RefSeq and is a predicted model, not a curated record. Gene Ontology annotation, cellular component: cytosol. Bases 1 to 1668 code for a protein of 555 amino acids. Gene Ontology annotation, molecular function: ATP binding; phosphoenolpyruvate carboxykinase (ATP) activity.
AUGGUUUCUCAAUCGGUCAACAAGACCGCUCUUCACCCGGGUGGUGUCGAGCCCUCGCGCGAGCACACAGAGCUGGAAGAAGAACUUCAUUCGACUGCUCACAUCGACUACGACCGCGUGGCCAUUGUUGCCAACCCGUCUGUUUCUGCUCUUUACGAAGAUGCUCUUGUCUAUGAGACUGGCACAGCCAUUACUUCGUCCGGGGCUUUGACGGCCUACUCGGGCUCCAAGACUGGGCGGUCGCCGCUCGACAAGCGGGUGGUUAAGGAACCUAGCUCAGAGAACGACAUUUGGUGGGGACCUGUGAACAAGCCCAUGACUCCAGAGGUGUGGAAGAUCAACCGUGAACGUGCCGUCGACUACCUCAACACCCGAAACCGCAUCUACGUGAUCGAUGGCUAUGCCGGUUGGGACGAACGUUACCGCAUCAACGUCCGGGUCGUCUGCGCCCGUGCCUACCAUGCACUCUUCAUGCGCAACAUGCUUAUCCGCCCAACGCGAGAAGAGCUGAAGAACUUCCAUCCCGACUAUGUCAUCUACAAUGCCGGCUCCUUCCCGGCCAACAGAUACACCGCCGGCAUGACCAGCGCUACCAGCGUUGCUAUCAACUUUGCUGAGAAAGAGAUGGUCAUCCUGGGCACCGAGUACGCGGGAGAGAUGAAGAAGGGUAUCUUCACUGUGCUGUUCUAUGAGAUGCCGGUCAAGCACAACGUGCUGACCCUCCACUCGUCGGCCAACGAGGGCGAGAAUGGCGAUGUCACGGUCUUCUUUGGCUUGUCUGGCACUGGCAAGACCACUCUGUCCGCUGAUCCUAAGCGUAAGCUGAUCGGUGACGACGAACACUGCUGGUCUGACAAGGGUAUCUUCAACAUUGAGGGAGGAUGCUAUGCCAAGUGCAUUGGCCUUUCUGCCGAGAAAGAACCCGAUAUUUUCAACGCCAUCCGAUUCGGCUCCGUCUUGGAGAAUGUCGUCUUUGACCCAGAGACUCGAGAGGUCGACUACGAUGAUGCCACCUUGACCGAGAACACCCGCUGUGCUUACCCCAUUGAGUACAUCAGCAACGCCAAGAUCCCGUGCUUGAGCAACAACCACCCCAGCAACAUCAUCCUGCUUACCUGCGACGCUCGCGGUGUGCUGCCCCCCAUCUCCAAGCUGAACACCGCCCAGACCAUGUUCCACUUCAUCUCCGGAUACACUUCCAAGAUGGCCGGCACUGAGGAUGGUGUCACCGAACCUCAAGCCACCUUCUCUUCCUGCUUCGCUCAACCAUUCUUGGCUUUGCACCCCAUGCGCUACGCGAAGAUGCUGGCAGACAAGAUCUCGCAACACAAGACCAACGCCUGGCUCCUCAACACCGGCUGGGUCGGCGCAGGCGCCACCACCGGAGGUAAGCGUUGCCCAUUGAAAUACACCCGUGCCAUCUUGGAUGCCAUCCACUCGGGAGAACUUGCCAAGGCUGAGUACGAGACCUACGAUGUGUUCAACCUCAGUGUGCCCAAGUCUUGUCCGGGUGUCCCAGAUGAACUGCUCAACCCGAAGAAGAGCUGGACCGGUUCGGCCGACUUCAAGGAUGAGGUCACCAAGCUGGGCAAGCUUUUCAACGAGAACUUCAAGAAAUAUGCCGACGAAGCCACUGAGGAAGUCAUCAAGGCUGGUCCUGUUGUGUAA